GUGAGCAAUAGAAAGGAGAAGCUGGGUAGAGAGAGUGAGUAGAGACAUAGAGAAGGAGCCGGUGAGGGUGAGACGCUGAAGCACAUCUAACCAGGGGUGUUUUCUCUUUUUUUUCUCCUCCCUGUUUCCCACCUGGGCUCCCCAGCUCCCUCCAGGAUCCGAUGAUUACAGGGCAGCUGAGCAAGCCGCUGCUCUCCCUGCGCAGCGACAUGAGCGCGGCAGAACUCCGGGCGGACGACAAAGCGGCCACCCCAGACAGCGAUCUGAACGACGAGCCCCUGCUGCUGCCCUCCGAGGCCACGGACAGAGAGGGCACUCCCAAUAAGCUGUACGGAGCUCGUGAUGGUUCGGUCCAGUCUGACGCCAGCAGCAGUCCCUCUGAACAGAGUCAACUGGGCCAGUCACACCCAGGAUACCCAAUGGGUCCACAGUCUCUCCUGGUGGCCCAGCAGCUGGCCAACGCAGUAGGCGGCGUAAUGUCUGGGGCAGCGCCAGGCAUGAACCAGCCCAUCCUCAUCCCCUUCAACGCAGGCGGACACCUGGGCGGGCAGCAGGGCCUCGUUCUCUCUCUGCCCACAGCCAACAUCCAGAGCCUGGUGGCUGCUGCUGCUGCAGGGGGCAUCAUGACGCUCCCCCUCCAGAACCUGCAAGCUACCUCAUCACUGAACUCCCAGCUCCAACACCUGCAGCAGCUCCAACAGAUGCAGCAGCACCACCACCACCAGCAGCAGCAACAGCAGCAACAUCAGCAGCAACAGCAGCAACACCAUCACCAACAGACCCACUCCCACACCCAGAACCAGCUGCCAUCCCAACAUCACAUGACUCCGCCCAGCCAGCAGCAGACCUCUGUCCCGUCUCCAGGCUCUGCCUGCUCCUCUGCCUCUGGACAACUGCAGCAGUCCCCGCCGCACCGGCCCAACCAGUCGCCAGCCCGCAGUCUCCCUUCGCCCGUCACCCCACCCAUGCCUUUGCCGCUGAAUCCACUGGCCAGCCAGGUGGCAGCAGCGGCAGCCAUGGGAUCCAUCGCCGGUUCUCAGGUGUUUGGAAACACCCUGUCAAACCUGCAAGGAGCCACUGGACAGCUGGUCACCAACGCACAAGGACAGAUAAUUGGAACAAUCCCACUGAUGCCCAACUCUGCAGGGCCCUCCAGCCAAUCAGGGGGUGGCAACCCAGCACUGCAGGUACAGCCAAUUACACCUCAGCUUCUGACCAACGCUCAAGGCCAGAUCAUCGCCACGGUGAUCGGCAAUCAGAUCCUGCCUGUCAUCAACACCCAGGGAAUCACGCUGUCACCAAUCAAGCCUGGACAGCAGCAGCAGGGUCAGACAGGCCCCGCAUCGUCUCAGCCCAACCUGCUCCACAUGCCCCACAGACAGAGUCCCCUCCACCAGGCCUCUUCCUCCUCCUCCACCUCCUCCUCUUCCUCGGCUCUCAGCGUGGGGCAGCUGGUCAGCAACCCGCAGACCGCCCCCAGCGAGGUGGAUGGGGUCAAUCUGGAGGAGAUUCGUGAAUUCGCCAAAGCAUUCAAGAUCCGCCGGCUGUCCCUGGGCCUGACACAGACUCAGGUGGGCCAGGCGCUCAGCGCUGCCGAGGGGCCGGCGUACAGCCAGUCUGCCAUCUGCAGACACACCAUCCUGAGAAGCCACUUUUUCCUACCACAGGAAGCCCAAGAGAACACUAUAGGUAGCAGUCUGACAGGCAAACUGAACCCUGGCCUUUUAUAUCCUGCCAGGUUUGAGAAGUUGGACAUCACCCCUAAAAGCGCCCAGAAGAUUAAGCCCGUUCUGGAGCGCUGGAUGGCCGAGGCUGAAGCCCGCCACCGAUCCGGCAUGCAGAACCUGACUGAGUUUAUCGGCAGCGAGCCUUCCAAAAAACGCAAGCGGAGGACCUCUUUCACCCCGCAGGCGCUCGAGAUCCUCAACAGCCACUUUGAGAAGAACACACACCCCUCCGGACAGGAAAUGACGGAAAUAGCCGAGAAACUGAACUACGACAGGGAGGUGGUGCGUGUCUGGUUCUGCAACAAGAGGCAAGCCUUGAAAAACACAAUAAAGCGUUUGAAACAGCCCGAACUCGGCCCGGCUGCGCCAAUGGACCCUCUCACUGAUUCUCUAGAGGAGCUCCCGAAAUGAACGAGCUCUGCUCCGACUUAAAAUAAAAUAAAAUAAGAUUUAAAAAAAAUGGAGUGGAAAAGUGGCAGCCAUUAAAAACAACAAAAGGUUGGAUGAACUCGUCUCGAAAUGAGAACUGAGAAACGAACCCGAGUCACCCUGGAAUGGACAGUCGUGAGUUUGGAAAACAAAAACUAUGUGUUGUCAGUGUGAUUACCACAGCUAUGUAAAUGACCUUGGCGAAAACCAAAAACAUGAAAAAAGAGAUUAAUAUCUUGAGAAUUAUGUAAAAACAUACGGUGUGCUGUUUCAAAGAGUUUUAGAUUCUGGCCUUACAGACCAGACUAUCGCCCAAAUUUUGGUUCCCACGAGGAGGGAUUUAGUAAAGAGAUCAUACCAAAUCAAAAACACUAUUUACCAAAGUCUGUUGCAUCUGAGUACUAAGAAUAAUUUUGUAAUGUAAAUGUGCUCUAAAUUUUUACAUUUGUACUGGCAAAAAUCUAAAGCUAUAUGUGUGAGGUUGAGUAUACAUUUUAUCUUUGUCUUCGCUUACUUUUUUCUUCAUUGUUUGUAUGUAAAUAUCUUUAAAAAAGAAAAAAAACUGGAAAAAAAACACUGUCUUUGAAUUGAAAUCACACCGAUAAAGUUUCUCUUUUGGACGAAAAAAAAAAUGAUACUUUAACCUUUGCUGUUAAACAAUUGCAUAAUAAUGUCGUUUUUUGCCUCUGAUUUGUGUUUCAUCUGCAAAUGUUUUCAGUCACGGUGUAACUUUGUACAACUUUUACAGGUAUUUAUUAAUGAUCUCAUGAGAUUGUUUCAGAGGACGGACGGAGGGAGAGAGUAAAUUAAGGGACUUUUCACAUGAUGAUGAUGAUGAUGAUGAUGAGGGGUUUCAGUGUCUGUCAAAGUCUACUGCAGCUUUGUUUUGAGCUACUGUGUCGAUCUGUUGCCAAAGCCUGAUAGCCAAAGAACACAUAAAUUUCAGCUCAAGGACUGGUGAAGAUUUUACCUUUUCCAUUUAUUUUGGCUUUUCUUCCUCCCCCUCCUCUUUUUUCUAAAGUGUUUCACUCUGUGGAUCAAUUUUAACAACAACAACAAAAACAAAAAAAACACACCAUCAUGUCAAACAGCUGCAACAGUGAGUCUCUUUCACGGCAAUAUAGAAAAAAGUGUUUCUUUUUAAGCAAGUUCUCCUCUGCAUGCUUCAACUCAAACCACAUGACGAAGGAUUAUUAAUGAGGAUAUGACCCAAAAUUAACAUUAAUAACUGAAUAUCACUAAAAAUAACACAUUAUUUUACACGUUAAACCCUUUAAUUAAGGCCUAAAAUCAAAUAAACGUGUGGUUGAAGCCUGUUUGUUGCCACUGACUAAAACUACUGAGCUCUUUCCAGUUCAGCUGUUGUUGUUUUUUUAUAAACCUGAAAAGAUAAAUGUUGUUUUCUUUUAUAUUCUGCAUCCAUCAGCUCAGUGAAGGUUUACAGAUGUUACAAUCAACCAUUUUUUAAUGCGUUUGAUUGAUUUCUACUGCAGUAAAAUGCUUUAAAAGGUUCAUUUCCAGAGAUUAUCUUCAAAUAUCUCAUGUAUUUGUGGUUAUUUGUGAUGGAAAUCUACAUAGAAAUUGUUCAUUUUACAUAUUACUUUGUGAGAAAUGUCAAUAUUAUAUAAAGAAAACCCCACAAAUAUUUGAAUUUCACAAAAAAAAACCCUCACAGGAAAAAGAAUAAAAAAAAGAGAGGUGAAUGUUGAGAAUAAGUGUCACAUGUCAGAACGAGUGAACUUAAUUUGAAGUGAGGUGAAAUUUGAUGCAAUUUAUUCAGAAUCAUGUGUCUGCUCGAUAUCUGUCCUUCCAUGUCACAUUGGUUAUCUCAGUCUUUCAGUCCCCUGUGCACUGCUGUGUUCUUCUUCACUGCCUGUAAAACACACACAAACACACACACACACACACACACACUCGGUAAAAGUUGUCACAUGAAGAAGCUUUACAUGUAUUCCUAAAUUCCUUUUGGUGCACAGAGACUUUUUUUAAUAUAAUUUUUAUGAUAUAUUCAAGUAUUUAAACUUAAUUUCCAUUCAUCUUUUUAAUUUUUUUUUUUUGUAUUUCCACAUAAUUUUUAUGUUACUUCCAGUAUUUCGUUCGGGCAAAUCUUUUGGCCAAGAAACUACAUGUCUGCAUCCACCCACCAGACAAACGUGAGAGAGAGAGAAAGCAGCAGGCUCCUAUGGAUCUGUUAUGAGGCUUAACAAUAAAGCUGUAACCAAAACCAAAAAGAUAAAAUAAAUAAAAUAAAACGAAGACACAGGAAGGAGUUAUGCCUUCGCUCAACUUUUCAAUGCUGGACCAAAGCUCUAUAGUUAUGCACAUUGUACAGAGAAAUAGAUUCAUGAUGUUGACAAUCUUUUAAAAAAUCUGAGAUAAAAAAAAGAAUUGAAAGAGUUAGAAAUGUACAGUAAGUUCAUCCAAGGUUUACCUCAGUACUGUUCUUGUGAGAAUCAUACUAAAACGCCAUACAAGCAGCAGCAGGUCAGAAGAAAAAAAGAUUACUCUACACUGUGUGUGUGUCGGUGUUCACCUUCGAUGUGUUUUUAUUUAUUAUUACGUGACACAUGAUUGUUUUUAUUUCUUCGUGAAGUGGUUUUCCUGAGCCACACGUGACUCUCUGGUCAUCUUUUUUUUAUUUAUUUAUUUAUUAUUAUUAUUGUCGUAUUAUUUCUCAUUCGUCGUUGGUGUUUUCACCUCUCAGUUUUCACAGAACCUGUAGACCCGCGUAGAGGAAAAAGGAGAUUACAGUAACGUUGCUCUUAACCCAAUUAGGAUGAUUUUAGUGAAUCAACCUUUAAAAAUGCUUUUUGUGAAAUUUUACUAACACAAACAAACUGGUUUGAUGUUUUGUUAAUAGACGAAGAACUCGAAACCAAAGCCGAAGAGCCUGCAGAGGUUGGUUUUAAUUUUUUUAUAGACUGAAAACUGUACUUAAUCUAUAGAGCAAUAUCUGUUUGGUCAGUUAAGCAGCACUUUGUGUAUUUCCAAAAAAAAAAAAAAAGCUUCAAGUAUGUCACAUUGAUUUGUACCAUAAUUAGUAAUAAACAAUUGUUUGACAUGAA
Molecule: messenger RNA, 5221 nt
Organism: Morone saxatilis (striped sea-bass)
Lineage: Eukaryota; Metazoa; Chordata; Actinopteri; Moronidae
Gene: pou6f2
Product: POU class 6 homeobox 2
Exons: 9
Coding region: 162-2138 (658 amino acids)
Biological process (GO): regulation of transcription by RNA polymerase II
Molecular function (GO): DNA-binding transcription factor activity, RNA polymerase II-specific; RNA polymerase II cis-regulatory region sequence-specific DNA binding
Source: RefSeq, a predicted model, not a curated record